AUGGCAUCAGGAAGCGUGCGCAGCGUGCGCGCCAUGUUUGAGCUCACUGAUCGUAAAUACAUCGUCACUGGUGGCGGGCAAGGUAUUGGAUAUGCAGUCGUGCAUGCAAUCUGUGAAAUGGGCGGAGACGUUGCAGUUCUAGACAUUGUCGAUAAGCCGCUGGAAGAUCUGGACGCAGUUGCAAAGAAGUUCAAUCGCAAAGUCACUUAUCACCAGGCCGAUGUCAGUAUCGAGGAGUCUUUGAGAUCUGCAUUCGCAGCAGGAUUGAAAGCACUUGGAGGACUGGAUGGAGUCUUUACUUCGGCAGGAAUAGCUAUCGACAAGCCAUUCACGGAGCAGUCCUGGGCUGAAGUGGAGAAGAUUCAGAAGGUCAACGUUUUGGGCACAUUCUUCACGGCGCAGAUGGCCGCAGACGAGUUCAAGAAGCAGAACAAACCAGGCAGCAUCGUCACAGUCUCAUCCAUCACUGCUCACUGUGUCUUGCCCGGCUAUCGCAUGACGGGAUAUAACGCAAGUAAAGGAGGCGUGAAGAUGCUCACCUCAGCUCUCGCUGUUGAACUUGGGCCCAAGAACAUUCGUGUCAAUGCCAUAGCUCCAGCAUUUACUGACACGGCUCAGACAAAGGCUGCUCGUGAUGUUGCUCAUCCAGAGGCAGUACAUCACAUGUACAAUGCAGCGCCCCUGAAGCGGAUUGGAACAGUAAACGACAUUGUUGGUGCAGCCAUUUAUCUGCUGAGCGAUGCAUCUGCAUAUACAACGGGAUGCGAGCUUACUGUUACGGGAGGCAUCCACCUGGGCAGAUCUACGGAUCAUGCAAUGUACGAAUAG
This is a messenger RNA of Pseudovirgaria hyperparasitica, 828 nucleotides long. Its product is annotated as NAD(P)-binding protein. The record is from RefSeq and is a predicted model, not a curated record. Lineage: Eukaryota; Fungi; Ascomycota; Dothideomycetes; Acrospermales; Acrospermaceae. Gene Ontology annotation, molecular function: oxidoreductase activity, acting on NAD(P)H, oxygen as acceptor. The transcript is spliced from 3 exons. Gene Ontology annotation, cellular component: intracellular anatomical structure. Bases 1 to 828 code for a protein of 275 amino acids.